UUGACUCAUUUAAUUUCCUACUUUCUUUGUAGCCGGAACCCACAGAGGAAGACAUUGAAAAGAAUCCAGAACUGAAGAAGCUACAGAUAUAUGGAGCAGGCCCCAAGAUGAUGGGGCUGGGCCUAAUGGCCAAGGAUAAGACUCUGCGGAAAAAAGAACCACUUUUUUCUCCUACAGAUAAAGAAGGGCCUGAGUGUCCCCCCACUGUGGUGGUAAAGGAGGAAUUAAGUGGGGAUGUCAAGAUGGAAUCAGCCUCACCCAAGACCUUCCUAGAAGGCAAGGAAGAACUGAGUCAUAGCCCUGAGCCCUGCACCAAGAUGACCAUGAGGCUUCGGAGGAACCACAGCAAUGCCCAGUUUAUUGAAUCAUAUGUAUGCCGAAUGUGUUCCCGAGGAGAUGAAGAUGACAAACUCUUACUGUGUGAUGGCUGUGAUGACAAUUACCACAUCUUUUGCCUGCUGCCUCCUUUGCCUGAAAUCCCGAAAGGUGUCUGGAGGUGUCCAAAGUGUGUCAUGGCGGAGUGUAAGCGGCCCCCUGAAGCCUUUGGCUUUGAGCAAGCUACCCGGGAAUACACUCUGCAGAGCUUUGGAGAGAUGGCUGACUCCUUCAAAGCUGACUACUUCAACAUGCCUGUGCAUAUGGUACCCACAGAACUUGUAGAGAAGGAGUUCUGGCGGCUGGUGAAUAGCAUCGAGGAAGAUGUAACUGUGGAAUAUGGGGCUGAUAUCCAUUCCAAAGAAUUUGGCAGCGGUUUCCCUGUCAGUGACAGUAAGCGGCACCUAACCCCAGAGGAGGAGGAGUAUGCUACAAGUGGUUGGAACCUGAAUGUGAUGCCUGUAUUGGAGCAGUCUGUAUUAUGCCACAUCAAUGCAGAUAUAUCUGGCAUGAAGGUACCAUGGCUGUAUGUGGGAAUGGUCUUCUCAGCCUUUUGCUGGCAUAUUGAGGAUCACUGGAGUUACUCUAUUAACUACCUCCACUGGGGUGAGCCAAAAACCUGGUAUGGAGUCCCAUCACUUGCAGCAGAACACUUGGAAGAAGUGAUGAAGAAACUGACACCUGAGCUUUUUGAUAGCCAGCCUGAUCUCCUUCACCAACUUGUCACCCUCAUGAAUCCUAACACACUCAUGUCCCAUGGUGUGCCGGUUGUUCGCACAAACCAGUGUGCAGGAGAAUUCGUCAUCACUUUUCCUCGUGCUUACCACAGUGGUUUCAACCAAGGCUACAACUUUGCUGAGGCAGUCAACUUUUGCACUGCUGACUGGCUGCCUGCUGGGCGCCAAUGCAUUGAGCACUACCGCCGGCUACGAAGAUAUUGUGUCUUUUCUCAUGAGGAGCUCAUUUGCAAGAUGGCUGCCUGCCCUGAGAAGCUGGACCUGAACCUGGCAGCAGCUGUACAUAAGGAGAUGUUCAUUAUGGUGCAAGAGGAGCGGCGUUUACGAAAGGCUCUGUUGGAAAAGGGUAUCACCGAGGCUGAGCGAGAGGCUUUUGAGCUGCUUCCAGAUGAUGAACGCCAGUGCAUAAAGUGCAAGACCACGUGUUUCCUAUCUGCCCUGGCUUGCUAUGACUGCCCAGAUGGCCUUGUCUGCCUUUCUCACAUCAAUGACCUCUGCAAGUGCUCCAGUAGCCGCCAGUACCUUCGGUAUCGGUACACCUUGGAUGAGCUUCCUGCCAUGCUACAUAAACUGAAAGUUCGAGCUGAGUCCUUUGACACCUGGGCUAACAAAGUACGAGUGGCCCUGGAGGUGGAAGAUGGGCGGAAGCGCAGCCUGGAAGAACUGAGAGCACUAGAAUCUGAGGCUCGUGAGCGAAGGUUUCCUAACAGUGAGCUUCUACAGCGACUGAAGAACUGCCUGAGUGAAGCAGAGGCUUGUGUGUCCCGGGCUCUGGGAUUGGUCAGUGGGCAGGAAGCUGGCCCCGACAGGGUGGCUGGUCUACAGAUGACCCUGGCUGAGCUACAGGAUUUUCUGGGCCAGAUGAACAACCUGCCCUGUGCCAUGCGCCAGAUUGGAGAUGUCAAGGGUAUUCUGGAACAGGUGGAAGCCUACCAGGCUGAGGCCCGUGAGGCCCUGGUCUCACAGCCCUCCAGUCCAGGGCUGCUGCAGUCCUUGUUGGAGAGAGGGCAACAGCUGGGUGUGGAGGUACCUGAAGCCCAGCAGCUCCAAAGGCAGGUGGAACAGGCACGGUGGCUGGAUGAGGUAAAACGCACGCUGGCUCCCUCUGCCCGAAGGGGUACCCUGGCCAUCAUGCGGGGACUGUUGGUUGCGGGCGCCAGUGUAGCCCCUAGCCCUGCUGUGGAUAAGGCCCAGGCAGAGCUUCAGGAGCUGCUGACCAUCGCGGAACGCUGGGAAGAGAAAGCCCACCUCUGCUUAGAGGCCAGGCAGAAGCAUCCACCAGCUACACUUGAGGCCAUAAUCCAUGAAGCAGAAAACAUCCCUGUUCAUCUGCCCAAUAUCCAGUCUCUCAAGGAGGCUCUUGCUAAGGCCCGGGCAUGGAUUGCUGAUGUGGAUGAGAUCCAAAAUGGUGACCACUACCCUUGCUUGGAUGACUUGGAGGGCCUUGUAGCUGUGGGUCGGGACCUCCCUGUGGGGCUGGAGGAACUAAGACAGCUAGAGCUACAGGUACUGACAGCACACUCCUGGAGAGAAAAGGCCUCCAAGACCUUCCUCAAGAAGAACUCCUGCUACACAUUAUUGGAGGUGCUCUGCCCGUGUGCAGACGCCGGCUCAGACAGCACCAAACGCAGCCGGUGGAUGGAGAAGGAGCUGGGGUUGUACAAAUCUGACACAGAGUUGUUGGGGCUGUCUGCGCAGGACCUCAGGGACCCAGGCUCUGUGAUCGUGGCCUUCAAAGAGGGGGAGCAGAAGGAGAAAGAAGGGAUCCUGCAGCUUCGUCGUACCAACUCAGCCAAGCCAAGUCCACUGACAUCGUUGACAACAGCCUCUACAGCUUCUAUCUGCGUGUGUGGGCAAGUGCCAGCUGGGGUGGGAGCUCUGCAGUGUGACCUGUGUCAGGACUGGUUCCAUGGGCGCUGUGUGACAGUACCCCGCCUCCUCAGCUCCCAGAGGUCCAGUCUUACCUCAUCCCCACUGCUGGCCUGGUGGGAAUGGGACACCAAAUUCUUGUGCCCUCUGUGUAUGCGCUCACGGCGCCCACGCUUGGAAACCAUCCUGGCACUGCUGGUAGCCCUACAGAGACUGCCUGUACGGCUGCCUGAGGGUGAGGCUCUACAGUGCCUCACAGAGAGAGCCAUCAGCUGGCAAGGCCGUGCCAGACAGGUUUUGGCCUCUGAGGAAGUGACUGCUCUGUUGGGACGGCUGGCUGAACUCCGCCAACGGCUACAGGCUGAAUCCAAGCCUGAGGAAUCCCUGGCUUACUCUUCAGAUGGUGCAGAGGGCACUGGCAAUAUGCCUAAGGUCCAGGGGCUGUUGGAGAAUGGGGACAGUGUGACCAGUCCUGAAAAGGUAGCCACAGAGGAGGGCUCAGGUAAGAGAGAUCUGGAGCUGCUAUCCUCGAUAUUACCACAGUUGUCUGGCCCUGUGUUGGAACUGCCUGAGGCAACCCGAGCCCCACUGGAGGAACUUAUGAUGGAAGGGGAUCUACUUGAGGUGACCCUAGAUGAGAAUCAUAGCAUCUGGCAGCUGCUGCAGGCUGGGCAGCCUCCAGACUUGAAGAGAGUCCAGACACUUCUGGAGCUGGAGAAGGCAGAGCGCCAUGGUAGUCGGACACGAGGCCGAGCCCUAGAGAGGAGACGGCGGAGGAAGGUGGAUCGGGGUGGGGAGCCUGAUGACCCGGCACGAGAGGAGCUAGAGCCAAAGAGGGUACGGAGCUCAGGACCAGAAGCCGAGGAAGUCCAGGAGGAAGAGGAGCUGGAGGAGGAGACUGGGGGUGAGGUCCCUCCUGUACCCUUCCCCAACAGUAGCAGCCCCAGCACCCAGGAGGACCAGGAUGGCUUAGAACCAGUGUUAGAGGCUGGUUCAGACACCUCAACCCCUUUCUCUACUCUGACUUCCCGGCUGUUGAUGUCCUGCCCACAGCAGCCAUCUCUGCAACAAUUGUGACAGUGGCUGAGCCUAGCACAGACCCCAACAAAGAUCCUUCCUUGGCCUCAAGGAUCCUUUCUGA
Messenger RNA from Mastomys coucha (southern multimammate mouse), 4122 nucleotides. RefSeq names its product lysine-specific demethylase 5C. Gene Ontology annotation, molecular function: histone demethylase activity. The transcript has 21 exons. Gene Ontology annotation, biological process: chromatin remodeling. Gene Ontology annotation, cellular component: nucleus. Bases 108 to 4058 code for a protein of 1316 amino acids. The record is from RefSeq and is a predicted model, not a curated record. Lineage: Eukaryota; Metazoa; Chordata; Mammalia; Rodentia; Muridae.